Molecule: messenger RNA, 450 nt
Organism: Ilex paraguariensis (yerba mate)
Lineage: Eukaryota; Viridiplantae; Streptophyta; Magnoliopsida; Aquifoliales; Aquifoliaceae
Source: the annotation of a GenBank genome assembly
AUGGGAGGCUUUGUAAUGGAUGCCAUUGGUUUCGGAGAGGCACCACCAAACAUUUCUGGUCUGGAAAUCAAAGAGCAGCAGGCAGCUAUGGAAUGGGCGAAUUCAAUCAGAGAAUGGGUUGAAGAGGCAUUUCAAUGGAUGUUUCCGCUGGGUGGUGAGAGAUCAUGGUACUCUUAUGUCUUUACUGGAGCUGCAGCUGCCGCUGCUGCCACUGGUUGGUGGCUACUUUCCCAUGUCGGAAGCUUCUCUCACCUACUUACAAUUCUCUACGGGGGGAUUGUGGUGGGUAUGACUGUACCUCUGAUUUAUGUGAAGUAUGACUAUAUAUGGGAGUAUGUGUGUCUUUUGAUGAAUCAGUGCAGAAGGUUUUAUGAAUUAAUUGACGAGAAAGCAUCAAGGAAAAUGAAGAACAAGAUGGCAGGAGAGAAGAAAGAGAAGAAAAUUGAGUAG